Musa acuminata AAA Group (dessert banana) is the source of this 516-nucleotide messenger RNA. RefSeq lists its product as uncharacterized. The transcript is spliced from 2 exons. Bases 1 to 516 code for a protein of 171 amino acids. NCBI's taxonomy places the organism in Eukaryota, Viridiplantae, Streptophyta, Magnoliopsida, Zingiberales, Musaceae. The record is from RefSeq and is a predicted model, not a curated record.
AUGGCUGAGGACUGUCCACUCUGCUUCCAUGAAGCCAUGGACAAGCCCUGGUUUCAGAAGAGCAUUCUCUACCUCGAACCACCUGGCGACAGCUUGCCAUCCUCGAUGGAGAAGAUGAAAACACAAGAGGCCAAAUCGAGGAGGAGAACGCCAAAGAAGAAUGUGAGGAGCCACAGAAGCUUGUCCGAGCUAGAGAAUUACGAGCUGAAAGGGUUCAUGGAUCUGGGUUUCACCUUCCCCAGGGAGAAGCUGAGCCCGCAGCUGAUGACCACGGUGCCAGCCCUGCAGAGGCUGGCAGAGGAAGGCGAAGGGAGACGACACAGCAAUGAGGAAUGCGUAAAGAGGCCGCAUCUCUCUGAGGCAUGGCAAAUCAGCAGUCACGGUUCUCCACCGUUCAAUCUACAAAAGCUGAGCAGAUCUCCUCAGGUAGCUGACAUGAAGAAGCACCUCCGGUUCUGGGCAAGAAAGGUGGCUUCCUUAGUCCACCAUGAAUCCUGGAGCUCGAUAACAAAUUAA